Molecule: messenger RNA, 2482 nt
Organism: Suricata suricatta (meerkat)
Lineage: Eukaryota; Metazoa; Chordata; Mammalia; Carnivora; Herpestidae
Gene: TLCD3A
Product: TLC domain containing 3A
Exons: 5
Coding region: 1-1062 (353 amino acids)
Biological process (GO): lipid homeostasis
Cellular component (GO): membrane; endoplasmic reticulum
Source: RefSeq, a predicted model, not a curated record
AUGGCCACAAGCUCACCGGUCCUCUCCUUUCUUCUGCCCAAGAGAUGUUCCGGCCCGGUCCGGAGGGCUUCUCCCCCACCACCCGGGGCGUGGGGGGUCUCGACCGAAGGCAUUUUCGUAGCUGGCUUUCUCGCGGCCUUCCACAGGCCGCACCCUCUGCCUGGGGCCGCGGAGCAGAGGGCUGUGGGCAGGUGCGAGGCGUGUCGUCUGUCGCGCGGGUCUGGGAGGGAGGGUGACGCGUCCGCGGUGACGGAACAGAAGCCCCGAGAGCCUCGGCGCUUCCCGCCACGGCCGGGGGCCCGCGGCCGCUCGGAAGGAGGCGGCGAACGCUCCAAACCUCUGGUUCGGGGCGCAGCGUCGGCGCCCUCGGGACCCACUGGGCCGCAGCUCGCCGCCGCCGCCCACUGGCUGGUUUCUUCAGUGCAGGCUGUGUUCGCCACCGGAUCGGGGAUCGUCAUCAUCCGCUCCUGUAAAGACGUGAUCACGGACAGGCACUGGCUUGCCCGAGAGUACGUCUGGUUCUUGAUUCCAUACAUGAUCUAUGACUCCUACGCCAUGUACCUCUGCGAGUGGUACCGAGCUGGAGACCAGGGCCGCAGACAGUCCCUCACCACGUUUCAGAACUUCCUAAGUAAAAACCGCCUCAUGAUCACGCACCAUGCGGUCAUUCUGUUUGUCCUUGUGCCAGUGGCACAGACACUUAGAGGAGACCUUGGAGACUUCUUUGUUGGCUGCAUCUUCACGGCAGAACUGAGCACUCCAUUCGUGUCGCUGGGCAGAGUUCUGAUUCAGCUAAAGCAGCAGCACACCCUUCUGUACAAAGUGAACGGAAUCCUCACGCUGACCACCUUCCUCUGUUGUCGGAUCCUCCUUUUCCCUUUUAUGUACUGGUCCUACGGCCAACAGCAGGGACUGAGCCCACUCCAAGUGCCAUUCAAUAUCCCUUUCUACUGUAACGUGGCCAAUGCCUUCCUCAUCGCUCCCCAGGUCUACUGGUUCUCUCUGCUGUGCAAGAAGGCAGCACGGCUCUUUGACGCUCCCCCAGCCCGAAAGGGUGGCUAACUGCUCUCAGGAGUCAGGCGGUGAGGGUGCCUCACACUAGCUGCCUCCUCUGCGCAAUAGUCCAUGGACCAAAUUGUGCCCUGGGCGGCCUCAGCCUUUUGGGUGCUGAUAAGCGGGGGGUGGGGGGUGAGUUUUUCUAAAGAAUAUUCAUAUUACCUCCCUCUUCUAACUUGCCCCUUUUGCAAAAGCACUUUUUUCUUCGUAACAGUUAUUGGCUCCUGUCAGAUUUCUAUUGGCAGCAAGAUGGUUUUAAUGCAAGCCCAAGGAUCCUUCCUUGGGUCUUACCUCCAAAGUUCUGGGAGGUAGAAGCAUGGGGUAUGGAGACAGGUGGUAAGUGUUGGGGCACCCACCUGGCCCUAAUGAUGGUGCUUAUCCACCUUUCUGACCACUCAGGGCAGUACCCACACAUACUGGGCCAGCAGAAGCAAGGGAUGACUUGGUUCUUGACAUAAAUUCUUGUGAUAUUGGCCUGGGAAAAUCAUUGUGUGUAGGUAGUUUUGUUUUUUUUUUAUCAUUUACUAGAUAGCCCAUUGGUCCUGUGCCUCAUCCUGUCAUCCAUGUGCCAACAUUGAAUUCUUGUGUCCACUGACUUCCAUUCAGAAGUCUCCCUGGCAGCAGGGUAAGAGGCAGGGAAGGGGACCUACGGCACUCGAGUAGGCGACAAGGCCAAUUGAGCAGCACCAUGGUGGGCUGACUUGGGAAGACCAGUGCCAAAUGUGAGCUGGUUGUAAAGUCACAAGCAGGAUUCCUUUUUUUAGCACGUCACCUCAAGCCCAGCUUUCCCCGCAUCCACAUGCACAGGACGCCUUUGUUAAAAACGAUGGGGGAAAGUGAAAUGGUGCCUAUCAAGCUCUUUGCUGGGUAACCCUGCUCUUUGACAUUGUCCUUUCCCUAUGACGUGGAAACAGACUUCUGUAUUCCAAACUGUGAGAUGUUUGUCCAGGCUGCCUGGUUAGCCAGAGCUUGUGUUCCAAAGCCUGUUUUUACAUGAGUGUACCGCCACUCUGCCACAGAAGACUGGAGAGCAAGAGCACAAGACAGCCCUGGCCAAAAUACAUCCUGUGGACGGACUCCUUCACCUGCCACUUGCAGUACUGGUGCCAGUACUAAUUGCUCAUCAACUAGGAUUGUUUUUAAAAACUGCUACCAUGAAGUGGUAAAAAUCUAGAUGUUUUAAAGUGCCUUUUAAUUAAUUGUCCAUGAACUUUAAAAAAAAGUAGUACUGAGUAUGUAACGGUGCCUCAAAUUUUGACGAUUUCAGUCUUAAUGGGUGCCAUUUUAAAAAACCUAAAAUGCUGUAAUUUUUUUUGCCAUUUUUAUUAUCAGUGUAUCUUUAUAAAUCACCCCUGUGGUGAUUAAAUUGCACUAAUAUUUCCCAGCUGCUUUAUUUGUGAAAUACAUCUAUAGUGACUUCUUUCCA